Messenger RNA from Astyanax mexicanus (Mexican tetra), 3174 nucleotides. RefSeq names its product RTF1 homolog, Paf1/RNA polymerase II complex component (gene rtf1). Gene Ontology annotation, cellular component: Cdc73/Paf1 complex. Bases 84 to 2123 code for a protein of 679 amino acids. Gene Ontology annotation, molecular function: RNA polymerase II C-terminal domain phosphoserine binding; DNA binding. The transcript is spliced from 18 exons. Lineage: Eukaryota; Metazoa; Chordata; Actinopteri; Characiformes; Acestrorhamphidae. The record is from RefSeq and is a predicted model, not a curated record.
CGUGUGUUCGGAGGUCUCGCGGAGAAGCGGCUCGUUCGUGUCAGACAAACAAACGGAGCAGCGGGAGCUUCACGGGCUAAACCAUGGUGAACGUGAAGAAGCGGAAAGGUCGGGUGGUCAUCGACUCCGACUCGGAGGACAGUGCCAGCGACGACAAUCUCGACCAGGAGCUUUUGUCCCUGGCUAAAAGAAAGAGGGUAGACUCAGAAGAACAGGAGGAACCUGUCAGUAAACCAGCAGCAUCUUCAGACUCUGAAACCUCUGACAGUGGAGAUGAGUGGACUGUUGGAGGCACUAAAGCUAAAAAGAAGGUGAAGCCCGGUAAAGGAGCAGAAAAGAAGAAUGCCACAAAAAAGAGGCUCAACAAGGCAGCUUCGUCAGGCAGCUCAGAUGGAGACAGCUCAAUGGAGAGUUCAGCACCAGAGGAGGGUGAGGUGUCUGACUCUGAGAGCAACAGCUCCUCUUCAAGCUCUGAUUCAGACUCGUCUUCAGAGGAUGAAGUGUUCAGGGACGGGUACGGAGAUGAUCUCAUGGGAGAUGAAGAGGACCGGGCACGUUUGGAACAGAUGACUGAGAAAGAAAGAGAGCAGGAGCUCUUUAAUCGUAUUGAGAAGAGAGAGGUGCUCAAACGGAGGUUUGAAAUCAAGCAGAAACUGAAGACUGCGAAAAAGAAGGAAAAGGAAGAGAAGAAGAAGAAACAGGAGGAGGAGCAGGAGAAGAAAAAGCAGUCUCAGGUCACAGACACUCAGGUGGUGAUGUCCCAUAAUAAAGAGAGACGAUCCAAGAGAGAUGAGAAGCUGGACAAGAAAUCCCAGGCAAUGGAGGAGCUUAAAGCAGAGCGUGAAAAGAAGAAAAACAGAACGGCCGAGCUUUUGGCCAAAAGGCAGCCACUGAAGACUAGCGAGGUCUACUCUGAUGAUGAAGAGGAGGAAGAGGAAGAUGACGAUAAGUCCUCAGUAAAGAGUGACCGCAGCUCAAGAUCGUCAUCCUUCGACGAAGAGGAGGAGAAAGAGGAGGCUCCUCCUAAGUCUCAGCCAGUGUCGUUGCCAGAGGAGCUGAACCGGGUCCGUCUAUCACGGCACAAGCUGGAGCGCUGGUGUCACAUGCCCUUCUUUGCCAAAACAGUCACUGGCUGUUUUGUACGGAUUGGCAUUGGCAACUGUAGCAGUAAACCUGUUUACCGGGUGGCCGAAAUUGUUGAUGUAGUUGAAACAGCAAAAGUCUACCAGCUUGGAACCACAAGAACCAACAAGGGUCUACAGUUACGGCAUGGAAAUGACACUCGAGUCUUCCGGCUGGAGUUUGUAUCCAAUCAGGAAUUCACAGAAAAUGAGUUCAUGAAAUGGAAAGAUGCGAUGAUUCUUGCUGGAAUGCAGAUUCCUACUCUCGAUGAGAUCACCAAAAAAGAGCAGUCUAUCAAAGAGGCCCUCAACUAUAAAUUUAACGACAAAGACAUUGAGGAUAUUGUUAAAGAAAAGGAUAGAUUCCGAAAGGCACCGCCAAACUACGCCAUGAAGAAAACCCAACUCCUCAAAGAAAAGGCGAUGGCUGAGGACAAUGGGGAUGGCGACAAGGUGAAGCUGUUGCAGGAUCAGCUGAAUGAACUGGAGGAGAGGGCUGAAGCAUUAGACAGACAGAGAACUAAGAGCAUCUCUGCCAUUAGUUACAUCAACCAGAGGAACCGUAGCUGGAAUAUUGUGGAGUCUGAAAAGGCUCUAGUGGCUGAGGGUCAGAACUCUAAGAACCAGCAGAUGGACCCUUUCACAAGAAGACAGUGCAAACCAACUAUGGUGUCCAAUGCUAGGGAUCCCUCUGUCCACGCUGCUAUCCUCGCCCAUCUUAAUCAGAAAUACGGUUCAGGCUCUGGUGGUGCAGAUAACUCUCAGCAGGGCAACAAACAGGGACAGAGCAACCCAAAAGAUAAAGAUGCUUCAAAACCAACCAGCGACCUCUCAGAGGACCUGUUCAAAGUUCAUGACUUUGAUGUCAAAAUCGACCUUCAAGUUCCUAACGCUGAGGCAAAGUCUUUGUCAGUCAGCUCCAACUCUCUGCCUGUGAAGGACGGAGCUCCUCGCCGCUCACUCAACCUGGAGGACUACAAAAAGAGACGAGGCCUCAUCUGACCACCUCCUUAUUCCCAUCCCAUCCUCCUCCUCCUCCUCCUCCUCAUCCUUUCGCUACCCCUGCUCCAUCUCCUCCUGCAUGUCUUGGCAAACUGCACCAGGGAACGAGACGGCUGAAGCAAAACACCUCCACCCCAUUUUGUCAGUGAGAGUGUGUGCGUGUGUAUGUGCGUGUGUAUGUGCGUGUGUUUGUGUGUGUGUUUGCGUGUAUGAGAGAGGGAGAAAGAUGUGUGUGUAUGUGUGUGUGUAUGUAUGGUCCAUGCCGUGUACUUGUGCAGUUAUGUGCGCAAGCAUUGUUAAAGUCAGAGAAAACAUGACCGCUUCAUGAAAUAUGACUAUUUUGAUUGUUUUUCUUUACAGGCUCACUUUUUAGGGAGGGAAUUGUCCACUGGUUUAUUUACAGAGUAAUACUCAACAAUGUUCCUUCCUCUUUAGUCUUGCCCUUGUUGUUUUUUUCUGUUUUUGAGCAAUGAAAUGUCUGUUUUCAUCACAGUCUUCAGAGGUGAUUUGAUUUUUAUAUCUAACCAGCCUUUGGAGCAGUCUGAACGUGUGAAUGAUCGUGUUAAAGAAGGACACUAUCUCAUUUAAAUACGGACAUUUGGAGGACUUUUUAUGAGUGCAUUUUUCCCUCACAAUCUUUUUAGCCAUCAGUGUGGAAACUUGAGACUCAGUUUCUGCUCAAUCUGAACAUUUGAGGAUCAUCUGAAGAACAAGACUAAUAAUGACAUUACACUCCUCUAAUGGAUAAAACCUGCUCAUCUUUUUUUCCCCCUUUUUUUUUUUUGGAACAAAUAAGAAACAAGUGGAACGAAUACCUCUUUUUGUGGGAAAAUACAGAGAUAAAUAUGGAGAUCAGUUAAUUUUUAUUUUUUGUUUCUGAUUUUAUUUCUUUAGUUCUCUCUGUUUUCCCCUAUAGAGCUGUGCUAUUGACUAUUGAUCAUUGGUUAUUAAUAAUGUCCUUUAGUCUGUUCUCGUAUUGAUGUGGCAUGCCUUGUAAAUAAGAUUUGGCCAUUUGGGAUGAGUGGCGAAAUAAAGAAAGCACUGUUUCGUA